AUGUUUUCCUCUUCGCCCGCCCUGGUCGGCCUUGGCUCCUCUUUCUUCUUCGCCGCGCUCGUCCUUGCGCUCCUUCCCCAGGCCGCGGCACGUUUCUCUUCCAUCCAUUUCUCCCCCGUCAAGCAGUGUGGCAACUUCUCUGUCGACUUCGCUGGUGGCAAGGCUCCCGCUGCUCUGCCUUUGUCCCUCACCGUCCUUCCGGUCAAUGGGACCCCCAUCAGCAUCCCGCUCCCUCUCGACGCUUGGAACCAGACGUCCGAGACCGGUGCCAUGAUUACAUUCCUCCCCUUCCCGGCCGGCACCCAGUUCAUCGCUUCACUUGAUGACGCGCAAGGCCACGGAACAGCCCUCGUGUCUGACGUGCUUGUCAUCGAUCCCCCAGACUCGGCAGACACGUCGUGUCUGCCAACGGAUCCUGUCCCGUUCGUGCCGGAGUACAGCAUCAACGGGACGCUGUCUCAGUGCGAGCCCUUCUCUGUCACAUACGAUGCCGCCCGGAAUAUCAGCUCCCCUGCUAUCCGUGCGUUUGUACCCAGAGGGGGAUCGUUCAGGAUCAACGAGACCGAGUCGAACGGAGCCUCAGGCGUCGACACGUACCUCAUGGAUGUGCCUCGGGACCUCGAGGUCCUGCUUAUGUUCCACGACCCGAACAGCGGGCACAACGAGACAACGCCCAUCCUCUCUGUUCUCGGCAAUGUUAACAGCGACUCGUCUUGCGUUCCUAAAAAUCCGCUAUCUACGACCGCAAAUCUGGAUACGAGCAGCUCGAAGGACCAUGUCACGCCAAAGAUUGCUAUUAUCGUCAUCGCAGUAUGCGUGGGCGUUGUCGGUGUCGUCGCGUUGGUGAUGAUCACUUGGUAUCUCCUCCACCGACGGAAGGUGCGGCGAGCGCGCAAGUUCAGUAAGCUGGCUGCGUCGCCAACCCCGAACGAUCCUGAGAAGCAGAUGAUGCAAGUGCGCCCCGCCACGAUCACGCCUGGUCCGCUCUCCCCUACCGGGUCUAGUUACGACGCAUUGGACCAAUACGUUCGGAACCCCUCAUACAUUCGCAUGGGCAGUGCCCUUAUCACGCCCAUAUCCCCGGACCCUAGGGAUCCCUUUGGCGAGCAGUCAAUGGGCACCAUUCUUGGACCUCUCUCUGCCCGCGACAGCUUCAACUCCAAGCUUGGCGCAACGGCGCUCGGCAAUGGCAUGAACGGCUCGUCCACGCUUGCACUCCCACCGCGUUCACGCAAUGGUACGCCCUCGCCUCUCACCGUGUCCGGCUCGGCAGCACGCCAGUCCGAGUUCGACCCCGCGACGCAGCCCAUGGCUGGGACAUCGCCAUACUGGGGCGGUCGUCUCGCCGUGACGCCUGACAACUCGCUCGCAACAAAUCCUGACUCGAUCCUCCGCCGUGUCCGCGGCUCUGGGAACGGGUCUGUGUCGUCCGUGGAGAUCGACCGCAUCCUUGAGAUGGCAACCAUGUACGACGCAACGGACAUACCCGAGCUGCCGCAGCCCGUCAUGACCGCGCCCGCGACGCUCCGUCAAUCCGCAUACAUGGCAGGCCUCGAGUCACGACGGCAAUCGAUGGCGUUCAGCUCCCUGGAGUCGUCGUCGCCAUCGCAGAGCCGGAACAGUAGCCCAGCGUUGAGCCUCAGUGCGAACCAGUCGACGCUCCGCCUGGGACGUACGUUCCGCGAGCCUCCCCUGGCGCCGCUGCCAUCGUCUCCCUUGCCUUCACCCAUGGCGAGGCGAAGCUUCGACGCUGUGGCUGAGGCGGACACCCCUCGGUCAAGCGCGUCGACUACGCGACCGCUCCCCGUGCCGCCCGUGGCUCUGUUCAGCCGGAACGGUACGUCUUCAACACGAGCGUCGACGUACAGCAUGGACGAGAACGAUUUGGAUGGCUUCACGAUCCUCCAGCCCCCAGCUCAACGUAGGUCAAGAUGAAGGUCCUCUUUCAAUGUCUGAGUAGCUCCUGUCCUUGUUCCUUGGUCGUCGG
Dichomitus squalens LYAD-421 SS1 is the source of this 1987-nucleotide messenger RNA. RefSeq lists its product as uncharacterized. The transcript has 2 exons. The record is from RefSeq and is a predicted model, not a curated record. Bases 1 to 1935 code for a protein of 644 amino acids. Lineage: Eukaryota; Fungi; Basidiomycota; Agaricomycetes; Polyporales; Polyporaceae.